CUUUCCUUUCUGUACCUCACCAGCAUAGAGCACAUGACAGUGUAGACGCUCAUAGCAGCACGUCAGUGGUCCGUGUGCGGCCCUACUUUGCUAGCACAGACAUUAAAAGGGAUCCUUGGCACCGGCUUUGCUUCACGCAGGCAUGGCAGACACGGAAUUAAAAAGCUUCACUUCCAUCAUGGACGCUUUGCUUCGUAUUAGCUCCAACAUGAAGCGCAUGGAGCGGGAGCUGCGUUGUCCCGUGUGCGAUGAAAUCGUGAAGCAGCCCAUCCUGCUGCCGUGCCAGCACAGCGUAUGCUUGCUGUGUGCGGCCGACGUGUUGAUACAGAGGGGCUUCCCUCCGCCUGACCUCCCCCCUGAACCGCGGUCGCCGGCCUCCACGCCCAACACUCGCUCCCCGCGCCAGCCACGCAGACCCAUGCCUCGGACACCGGACCGGCUGGAGCGCGUUCUCAGAACCGCAUGCAGCACAUACCCUGGGCGGCGGCGUAAGGACACGGCCACUCCCCCCAUGAUGUUUCCGUGUCCUUCCUGUCAGGAGGAUGUCGAGCUGGGUGAGAAAGGCCUGAUGGACUGUCCCCGCAACCUCACUCUGGAGCGCAUUGUGGAAAGGUACAGGCACACGCUGAGUCUGGGCAGCAUAGCCAUCAUGUGUGCUUUCUGCAAGCCUCCACACUCUUUGGAGGCCACCAAGGGCUGCGCCGACUGCAAAGCCAACUUCUGCAAUGAAUGUUUCAAACUCUACCAUCCCUGGGGGACCCCCCGAGCCCAGCACGAGCACAUCCUCCCCACCAACAACUUUCGCCCAAAGGUGCUGACGUGCACGGAGCACGAGCAGGAGCGACUGCAGUGGUACUGCUGCACCUGCCGCAGGUUGCUGUGCCCGCUGUGUAAGCUACGCCGCAUCCACCAGGGCCACAAAGUGUUGCCGGUCACACAAGCCUACCAGGCCCUCAAGGAUCAGCUCACCAAGGAAAUCAACUACAUCCUGGCCAACCAGGAAACCAUACAGAGUCAGAUCUCACAGUUGGAGACAGCCAUCAAACACAUGGAGACCAACAGUGCUGUAGCUCUCAAUCAUGUGAGCCGCUGCAUGCAGGAUCUGGCGGCGUCUUUAGCCGAGCGUCAGGGGGUAUUGUCUGUGGCCCUGGAGGGCUCACGCGGCUGCAGGGAGGAGGCGCUGUCUGCUCAAGCGUCGGCCAGGCGAGACAUGCUGGAGCACGCCGGCAUGAUGGCCUACACACACGAGCUCCUCAAGGAGACAGACCAGCCGUGUUUCGUGCAGGCGGCCAGAGUCACUCACAACAGGCUGGUGAAGGCCAUCGCGAACUUGCAAUGCUUCUCCCUGUCUGCCGAUCCCUCGUUCAGACACUUUCACCUGGACGCGACAAAAGAGAUCAAGCUUAUCAACAGCUUGGAGUUCAUACGUGCCCCUCUAGCCCCAGUGAUCGACACUCAGAAGACACUGGCCUACGACCAGCUCUUCCUGUGCUGGCGCCUGCCUCAGGACUCGGCCCCAGCCUGGCACUUCUCUGUCGAGUACCAAAGGCGGACGGGUGCGUCCGGAGACACGUGGGGCGGCACCCGAUCCCCCAACGCUUCAAUUGCGUGGCGGAGACUGGACGAAGUGCGAGGGACGAGUGCCAUCGUAGACCAACUGCAGAUAGACAGCGUUUAUGUGCUGAGGGUACGAGGCUGUAACAAGGCCGGCUUUGGAGACUACAGUGAGGAGGUGUACCUCCACACGCCACCAGCUCCUGUGUUGUCUUUCUCCCUGGACUCUCGCUGGGGCUUGCAUUCUGACAGGCUGGCGCUGGGCAAGGGUCAGACAUACGCCCGCAGCGUGCCGGGCCUCUCCUUGCUGAAGGUUGCCGACCGCACGCUCACCUCCUGUCACCUGACCGCCGACCUCCUGGUGGCCGACCUGGCCGUCUCUCAAGGCAGGCACUACUGGGCGUGCUCGGUGGAACCUGGCUCCUACCUGAUUAAGGUUGGAGUAGGACAGGAGGUGAAGCUUCAGGAGUGGUUCCAUCAGCCACAGGACAUGGCCAGUCCACGGUAUGACCCAGACAGCGGCCAUGACAGUGAGGCAGAGGACGGCCAAGACUCGCCCACCUUCUGCUUUCUCACCAUGGGCAUGGGCAAGAUCCUUCUACCCCGAGGCCACGCACACACCAAUGCUAAGCUCGCCCACCCUUACACGACGCCACUGCCGCCGAGACUAGGCGUGUGCCUAGACUGCGACAAAGGAAGAGUGGCCUUCUAUGACGCCCACUCCUUACGCAUGUUGUGGGAGGGCCACGUGGACUGCUCAGCCCCCGUGUGCCCUGCCUUUUGCUUUAUUGGCGGUGGUGCCCUGCAACUGCAAGACCUGGUGGCCAGUCGCAGCAUCGAGGAGGAGACACCACCGCGGAGGGUGAUCAUCAAAACUUGUGCAACCAAUCUUAGUAAAUAAUGAAGCAAUGUAUGUCUCUGUUACAAUAACUUAGUUACUGUAGGUCCAGGAGCAUUUAGACGGUGACGAUUUACAAUUUGGCCUUUUCACACUACUAUGAUGGCUCGUAAGCAGCAAAGCAAAUUUAUUUAUAUUGCGUAUUUCCUACACAAGGUAACUCAAUGUGCUUUAUAUGAUUAAAAGCAUUUAAAAAAAAAAAGUAAAACAUAGGGUAAGUGUAGACUUUCAGCUAUAAUUUUCCAUUUGUCACUAAGGAAUUGGAGCCCACCAUUUAUGCAGAAUACAUCCAUUUUCGGGGCACACAAUUAUUUGCACAAAGGGAAAUAAUAUAACAAUUAUUUUAACACUUAGUGUGGAAGUGAGGAAUUCAGUCUCCUCUGUGGAGAUGCUUUGCUCGACCUUCACCUGCUACUUUUGUUACACAUUUAAUUGGAUUUUUGCGUGGGGGUUUCCUGUUAACAGAGCAACAAAAAGUACAAACAGGUCAGCAUGACUGUUGCAUCAUGUCUCAUAAACUGCGGUAGUGAAAACUGCGCACUUUCACAGCCUCUGAUUCUGUAGCAUAUACUCUUUGACCCAGGACAGUGUGCUGUCCUCUUCCUGAGCCUUUUGUAUUUGUACUGGGAGAUGUAGUCCAGUCCCAGAGUCUCCCAUCAACUCCAGGGCAUCAAUUUGAAUGAACUGAUUUCUUCCUGAUUGUCCUUUCGCAGUGCAUCUCCUCAUGUAGUAUAUGUAGAUAUAUAUCUAGUGGCAUGUGGGACAGUCAAUCAGCAUCUGAAUUGUUUGUGGGUGACGAAAUUUAAUUCUGCCAGCUCUGGAACCCGUCUGUGGCCUAUGGCAUUGAGUUUAACAGUAGUAAGCACAUAUGCGAGUUGGAUUGUGGUGCGUGCAGACCAUAAAGGAUCGAGCAUAGUACAUAAACGGCCCACUUCAAUCCCAAAAACUCUAGUUUCCUGGAGUGAAGAUGGUGCCCCUCUUCAGCCCAAGUAUGAGUGCAGGACCCACACACUAUCACUCUCAUCUUUUCUUGUGAGUCUUGGUGAGAGCUUACCCAAUACAUGGGAGUCCUCUAGGGUAAGUUACCCUUCUUGCCCUUUGCUGGUCUCCUGUAGCUUUCAGCGGGUUGGUCUGUGUUGGAUCUUUGCUGAUUACCUGCCGUGAUUAGGUUGUACAGUUGAUGGGCAAUCCAAGAGAAGCUAGGGAUGAAUGGGCUGGCAUAGGAGAGGAAUUCCAGCAUCUGACAAACAUCACUAACUGUGGCAGGUGCUCUCUCGCUCAGAGCCCUCCCUUGUGCCAUUUUCACUGAGUCCAUACUGUUACGAUCGUGUGUACAGAAUUCGGAACCCCAAAAGAGCUAAACACAAUUUGAGCAAAUAAUCAUUUUAGUGAGACAAGUGAGCACGACAACAUGAGCAAUGGAAAUAUACACAAACGAAAAACUACAUCAGCAAUAGGCUGACAUGAAAAUACUAUGAACAGAAUAAACUAAAUAACAAAUGGACAGGUGAAGUACAAUGGAGCUGUAUGGCGAACAGGACAUAAAGUAGGAAUAAUACAAAAUGAAAAUAAAUAACGGAAGCACAGCAAUAACGGUAAACAAAAGAAUUCAGCAGUAGAGGAAGAUAUAACAAAAUAGUGCAAGACGAGAAAUCCAAACCACCUAAAUAAGGACGAAGACAAAUACACAAACACGGAAACAGAAUCUAAACUACACAAGUUUAGACAUAGACAAGAGUACAAGCCAGGAAAACGACUCUAAACUACACAAGUUUAGGUAACGAAACGUGGUGGUGGGGAAAAAAAAGCACACGAACGAAGGAGGGCAACAACAAGCAGUAACAAUAUUCCGGUGGCUAGCUCCCAGCCAUCUUGCGCUUAAGAACCAAACUGAUCAUGAUGCCAAGCAGCUGUGCGACAGAGGCUCCGCCCAUCUACCAAGCCCAGGGACUGAAAAAAUACUGAGAGUCAGUAGGCCAAGGGACUGGAAAAACUACAGAAUCAGUAACCAAACACAGGAUUAUGACACAUACUGUAACACAAUUUCAGCCUCUGUAUGGUGUUUCUCGGUUCAGGCUUAAAUCUGGUGCAGUAAACUUAGAUAAGGCAACUUGUCCUUGUGCCCACUCUCCCCAUUUCUUUUCAAACAUCUUGAACUCCCUUUACAAGGUUACUUCAGGCAGUGAAUGUGUUGGUACUAGUCAGCAAUGGAGUAGGGAUUCGCUGGUCAUUUGGACAGGGUAUGUGGCAAAAAAAAACAAAAAAAAAACCCUGGGCUUGUCUCUAAUGCAGGGAAAGGUUGUCUUUUUUUUAGUGUGUGUGGUGGGGGGGGCGGUGGAAUAAAAAUUAGUAGGCCAGUAUGAAACUGUCCAACUUCUUCAUUCUCAUGGACCAGCACAUCCGCUGCCAAUCUAAUGAGUGCAAUCUAAUGGCUUCCUAUUGGGUUCUCCACUGUCUAGGUUAUCACAUGUUUUACUUUCCUCAUCUUUCUUACAGCUAAUGUCACUUCCUAUAAUAUUUCGUUAUCUUUUUGCUGUCUCACCCUUUUUGUUUUUUCUAUCACUCCCCUUUAAAACUUUGUUCUGUACGACUGAAUUAAAAAAAAUAAUAUAAUUCAUCAGAAUAAAAAGAACCACAGUGGCAACUUAAAAACACCACUGUGGCACAGUGAAACUGUUCUGGCAUAAAAGGGAUACAGAUCCUCCUUUCUGCUUGACCUAACAGCCAAGAUAAGAACGUUUCUCAAUGCACAAUUGCAAGAAAAUUGCGGAUUUCAUCAUCUAUCAUAAUAUCAUCAAACGAUACAGUGAAUUUUAUCGUAAGUGGCAAGGCCGAAAACCAACAUUGAACUCUGGUGACCUUUGAUCACUCAGGCGGCUCUGCAUUAAAAACGGGGAUCAUUGUGUGAAGGAUAUUGCUACGUGGGCUCAGGAACACUUCAGAAAACCAGUCUUCGUUAACACAGUUUGUUGCUAUAUCUAAAAAUGCAAGUUAAUAUCAUACAAAGUGAAUCUACAUCUGAGUAUAUUGACAACACCCAUAAACACCAUUGGCUUCUCUGGGCCCGAGCUCAUCUGAACUGACACAAAGUGGAAAAGUGUGCUGUGGUCUGAUGAGUCCAAAUUUCUAAUUCUUUUUGGAAAUCAUGGAAGUCGUGUCCUCUGGGGCAACCAGGAAAGGGACCAUCCUGAUUGUUAUCAGCGCAAAGUUCAAAAGUCAGCAUCUGUGAUGGUGUGGGGGUUUGUUAGUGCCCAUGGCAUUGGUAACUUGCACAUCUGUUAAGUUACCAUUAAUGCUGAAAGCUACAGUAUAUACAGGUUUUGGAGCAACAUAUGCUGCCAUCCAAGCAAGGACUUCCCUGCUUAUUUCAGCAGACAAUGCCAAGCCACAUUCUACACACAUCAAUGUGGCUUCGUAGUAAAAGAGUAUGAGUAAUAGACUGGCCUGUUAACAGUUCAGACCUGUCUCCCAUUGAAAAUGUGUGACACCUUAUAAAGCGCAAAAUACCACAACGGAGAUCCCGGACUAUUGAGCAACUGAAGUUGUACAUCAAGCAAGAAUGGGAAAGAAUUCCACCUAUAUUCAAUAGUUAGUGUCCUCAGUUCUCAAACGCUUAUUGAGAAGUUAUUAAAAGGAAAGGUUACGUAACACAGUGGUAAACAUGUCCCUGUGCCAUCUUUUUGCGAACAUGCUGCAGUCAUCAAAUUCAAAAUUAGUGAAUAUUUGAAAAAAAACAAAAAACAGUUUAGCAGUUUGAACAUUAAAAAUCUUGUCUUUUUAGCGUAUUCAAUUAAAAAUAGGUUGAAAAGGAUUUGCAAAUCAUUGUAUUCUGUUUGGAAUUGGGGUUUGUACAUUGACUCAUCACUUGAUUGUACAAAGUGUAUUUUGACAAUGUUACGCCUGCUCCAGAGUAUUCUUGACUUUGGUUGAUGUUAGGUUUUUUUUAAUUCCCCCCAGUAAAUUUUUUGACAUCACCCACAUUAAUUUUCCUUUUAAUGAAGACUUUCUGAAGCCAAAGGAAUUAAAAAGUCAGUCACCUGAUUUUGAGUCAACAGAGCAUGCUUUUUCAAACACUGAAGACAAAAUGAAAGUCAGCAAGCGCCACAAAUGAGCAGCAAAUGAAAACCUGGCAAAGCAUCUCCAGGAAGGUGGCAUAUAUUGUCUGUAAUUCCCCAUUGUCAAAUUAAAGUAGACAGUCUACACUUCAUUCAAGUUGAUUGUUUUAUUCCAAAUUGAUUGUGAUGGUGUAUAAAGGCAUAAUCAUAAAAAAUUCUGUCAUUGUCCAACUAAUUUUCUACUUUGGUAACAUUCUUUGAAGCCGGAAAACAAAUCAUAUUUAUCGUACAAUGAAACAUUCAACAUCUGUACUGGCCUGUUUUCAUGCUUUUUAAAAAUGUAAACUUUGUGGCUGAAACAAAUUUAGACUAUGCAAAACUCAUAUAUUGGACAAACAAUGCAUGUGUGCGUGACAAGAAUUUGUUAUAUGCGGAUUCAGACAUUUAAUAUUAUAACUGUUGUCAUAUAAAAGCACCACAGAUGUACUAUUUCUCAGAGUUUAAAGCCUUUAUUUGUAAUGUCCAGGAGGAGAGGCAAUGAAAUGUAUGAAAAGUGAUUGGCCUCAUCAAGAUUUCUUUCAAUUUAAAUAUGACCAUUUUAUAUGUUCUAUAAUUUUUACAUUUUAGAAAGGUCUUGUAAUGUCUUUCAGCGCUCAUAUUUUCCUCAUUACUAUUAUUUUCAUCGGACGUGUUGAACGUGCACAUACAGUAUGUUUGUCAAUAGAAUGUUUAGUCUGAAUGUAUGACUUAUUUUAUGUGUGUGGAAAUGUAAGCGUUGCCUUACACUCACAGGCAAUUAAGGCUCAUUUAUUUUCUCAUAAUUUAGCGUCAAACCCUACCAAAUCCCUGCAAACAAUAAUAAUUGCUUUACAUACUAUAUCCAAUAAUACCUCUGUGACAGUGUCAAUCAAAAUGAGCAUUCUUGUGUUUUGUAUUUAUUGUGCAGGUUGGAGUGGUUGUUUAUGUCUGACAGCACAGAUUGUCUUUAUUGUAAUAUUUCGACAUGCUUUGGGCUUGAUUGUAUAUGAAGUUUUAUCUAGUAAAUGUGUGCAGUCGAAAAACUGAGUGGAAUGACUUGAGACUGGAGCAGAUAUUGUGGUGUUUUGUUUUUUUUAAAAUCAUGACACCAGGGUGAAAAUAAAUGAAUAACUGGUAACCUGAUAUGUAAUGUUGUAAAAUGUGGACGAGGAAACACACACUUGAACAUCCUUUUUUUUGUAACAUGGUAAGUCUGCACCUUCGAGCUACAAUGAAUGUUUUGGUUCCAAACAGUGAGUUCUUUUUAUGAUGUAAUAUUUGUGAUUGACUAAUGAGACAAGUAGAGAUUAUAUCGGAAAAUAAAUAGACACUCUCCUUGUGUGAAUGUUAAAUAACAACACACUGUGAUUGAGUGGCUCCACCUUUAUGUGAGGGAAAGACUUCCCUAAAUUGUUUGAAUGACUUGACAGGUCAAUUUGUGUCAAAGGGAUUAAAUCUAUAAUAGCUGCCAGGUAUCUCAGCCAGACAAAGCACACAGGCGCAAAGUCUCAGCAGUAAUCAUGAAAUCUUUUGGAUUGAGUUACAGUUGUCCCUCGCCAUUUUGCCUUUUUUUUUUUUGCGGUCUUAUUGUAUUGCAGAUUUUUAAAUCGUACAGAUCUAAAUUUUAUAUUGCAUAUUUUUCGUUGUAUCACAUAAUUUUGCGCUGAUUUUCUUUUCCACACGGACUGUUGCAGUAAGCGCGAGCCAGGAGGAAAGUGUCUGUAAAAGAGAGAGAAUCUAAAGUUUGACUUUGACUUUUGACUUUGAGCAAUUAUUUUCUUGCAUUUUCGAUUGUUUUAAUUGAUCUGUAUACGAUACAGUAUGCUUAAACAUAAUCUAAUGUGUCUAUGAUCAGCACUUGUAAAUUCAAGUAAUUACCUGUUUUCUUGUGAGAUUGUACACUAAACAGUGACAGUGACUGUUAGCAUUUUUAAAGGCAAGUUUAAGGAGGACGUUGCAGGUGAACCAGUUGGACUGGAAGUGAGCGCAUCAUUUUAAUUACCGGUAUGUCAAAUUGUAUAAUAUGACAAUGUUUUUGCAUUUGUUUUUUUUUUCACUCCUCUCAACAGCUGUUGAAAAUAAACAGUAACUGAUUAGUGCUACAUUGAAUGGCCCAUCUGCCUAGUGAGUGCAAUGUUUCAAAUAAACCACUCGUGGGCGACAUUGA
Phyllopteryx taeniolatus (common seadragon) is the source of this 8692-nucleotide messenger RNA. RefSeq names its product tripartite motif containing 46a (gene trim46a). The record is from RefSeq and is a predicted model, not a curated record. The coding region runs from base 143 to 2455 and encodes 770 amino acids. Gene Ontology annotation, molecular function: zinc ion binding; protein binding. NCBI's taxonomy places the organism in Eukaryota, Metazoa, Chordata, Actinopteri, Syngnathiformes, Syngnathidae. The transcript has 12 exons.